Rosa chinensis is the source of this 465-nucleotide messenger RNA. RefSeq names its product nudix hydrolase 3. Gene Ontology annotation, cellular component: cytoplasm. Gene Ontology annotation, molecular function: dipeptidyl-peptidase activity. Lineage: Eukaryota; Viridiplantae; Streptophyta; Magnoliopsida; Rosales; Rosaceae. The transcript is spliced from 5 exons. The record is from RefSeq and is a predicted model, not a curated record. Bases 1 to 465 code for a protein of 154 amino acids.
AUGCGCCAACGCAAUGCCAUUAGAUUGUUGACAGGACUCAAAGAUGCAGAUAAGGAGGCUCUUGUUUAUAUUUUACCUCAGGAUGUAAAGGGCCCUCAAACUGUUGCUUUCAAUCUACCAAAUGAUGAGCGCAUUGUAAAAGAUCGAGGAACAUCUAUGGUCAUGCUUAAGAAUAUCUCAGUGACCAAGUUCAAACAUAUUCUUCCGCCUAUAGCUGAUGUUUGUAUUACAAAGGAACAACAAGAACUUGUAGAUUUUGAAUCCUUCUUCACUCACACAAUUUUCCAUGAAUGCUGUCAUGGGAUUGGACCUCAUACCAUAACACUUCCAAAUGGUAGAAAGUCUACAGUGAGAUUGGAACUGCAAGAACUCCACUCAGCUUUGGAAGAAGCAAAAGCUGAUAUAGUUGGCCUUUGGGCACUGAAAUUCCUAAUCCACAAGGAACUGCUCCCGAAGAGCUUAUAG